UCUCUAUGGGUGUGGUGAAGGAGCAGCUCGGUGGAAGGCGAGCUGAGGGUGUGUGGCCCUUUAAAUCGCUUAAAAUUACUCACUUUAAGACUUUAUACAGUCCUUUAUUUGACAGUAAUCGCAAUGUGUGGGUUUUGAGAUAAGUUACACAGCGCUACGAGUGGCCAGAAGAGCGUGAAUCAGGUCCCAGCUGGUCUUCUCGUCCGCUGGUGUGAGUGGUGUAUCACAGUGGGACGAUGAGUGAACUGGAACAGUUACGGCAGGAGGCCGAGCAGCUACGCCAUCAAAUCCGGGAUGCCAGAAAGGCUUGUAGUGACUCGACUCUUUCACAGAUCACAGCAGGUCUGGACUCAGCUGGACGGAUACAGUUGAGGACAAGACGCACACUUCGGGGUCAUUUAGCCAAAAUCUAUGCCAUGCACUGGGGCAGUGACUCAAGGCUGCUUGUCAGCGCCUCCCAAGAUGGCAAAUUAAUCAUAUGGGACAGCUACACAACAAAUAAGAUGCACGCCAUCCCGCUGCGCUCGUCCUGGGUAAUGACAUGUGCCUACGCUCCCUUGGGCAACUACGUGGCCUGCGGAGGUCUGGACAACAUCUGCUCCAUCUAUAGUCUGAAAACCCGUGAGGGCAACGUCAGGGUCACCAGAGAGCUCCCUGGUCACACAGGGUAUUUGUCUUGCUGCCGCUUUCUCAGUGACAACCAGAUAGUCACCAGCUCUGGAGACACCACAUGUGCAUUGUGGGACAUUGAAACAGGCCAGCAGACCAUCGCCUUCACAGGCCACAGUGGGGAUGUGAUGAGUCUGUCCCUCAGUCCCGACAACAAGACAUUCGUUUCUGGAGCCUGUGACGCUUCGACCAAACUGUGGGAUAUUAGAGAUGGCAUGUGCAGGCAGACGUUUAUCGGCCACAUCUCGGACAUCAACGCUGUGUGUUUUUUCCCGAAUGGGAAUGCCUUCGCCACCGGUUCAGACGACGCCACCUGCAGGCUGUUCGACCUGCGCGCUGACCAGGAGCUUAUGAUGUACUCUCACGACAGUAUUAUCUGUGGCAUCACUUCUGUGGCCUUCUCCAAGAGCGGCCGCCUCCUGCUGGCCGGCUAUGAUGACUUUAACUGCAACGUCUGGGAUGCGUUAAAAGGGGAGCGUGCAGGUGUCCUCGCUGGUCAUGAUAACAGGGUCAGCUGCUUAGGGGUGACUGAUGACGGCAUGGCCGUGGCCACAGGCUCGUGGGACAGUUUCCUCCGAAUCUGGAACUGAGACGCUACCAGUGCUGGACUAAAGGAGGACUGACCAUCUGCAACCCCACUACAGAUAACAGCUGAGAGAACACCACUGUUUCUACCUUUGCACAACACUCCUUUUGUAUUCACUUACUACGACACAUUCCUGUGAAGAGGCCAGGCUGACUCCGGCGAGGUCAGACGGCACGUAUUCCGUAUUCCAGAAACGACAAAGGCCUCAUUGUGUUUUAUAUGUACAUACAGUAUAUAUAUGUAUAUGAAUAUAAAUAUGGUAUAUAUGUACAGCAGUAUGUGUGUAUAUGCCAUAUAGAUAUAUAGAUAUAUAUAUAUGCCUAUACAGUGGUAUUGUAUAUAUUUUUGUAGCCCUUCAGUUGUUGUUUUUUUUUGGACAAUUCAUUUACAGGAUAUGGUUUUUAAAAUAUUGCACUCAUGCCUAAAAAAAAUCCUUAAAAUAGUGAUUUUAGUGAAAAAUUCCCAGUAGGUUAUUAAAACACUGUCCAUUUAAUGCCAAUGGUGACUCCUAAAAUGGUGGUUUAAAUUGUAUUUGAAGUUAUUUUAAGGAACUGGUAUUUAAAAUACACAGUAUACAGAAAAUUUAAGUUAAGGCUUAUUGUGUGAUGCUGCAUUUUUGCUCCAAAACGAGGCUGAGAUCCAAGGCUCUCUGGAAAACCCAAUCAGUAUGUUGUGGGAAUCUUGGAAUAAGACAGAUUAGACUCUCAGAGUCAGGGUCAAGUUCUCAGCAUUAAUGUGAGCUUUAAUGUGAGUUGUUAAACUGUACGUAGAUCACAGUGACAGAACACUAAAAAGAAAAAGGUUUUAUAAUCCAGUUUCCCAGGCAGAGAUUAAGCCUAGUCUUGGACUGCACAACAUUUUGAAUGAAUAUUUUACUUUAAAGGAAAGCGAUGGAUGCUUUUCUAAGUCUGGGCUGCAUUCGGAGCAUUUUAAAGGAAGGAAGCAGCUGAUGUAUCCUUCGCAAAUCCUCAUUACCCUAAGUUUUCUGCGCAUGUCCAACAAGAGCGAAAAGUUGGAUGGAAAACUGGGUAAAAAUGACACAAAACAGACUUCCCGGUGCAUGUUAUUAAAUAAAAUUUUGAAAAAAAAAGGAAUGGAGCACUUAAAGCAAAGUUUCGCACCGAGACAUUUAUGAAUGACAUCACCAUAAAGCCUUGUUGGACACAGUUCUAUAUAAAUGACCAACAGUCUACUAUAAAGGACUACAGUCCUACAGAGGACAUGUCCUACCUUGACUGCAGCUAAGAUUAAGCCUAAUUGUAGACUAUAAAACACAGCUAUACAUAUUUGUGAAUAUUCCUUUAACUAUAUUAUUAUUAUUAACCCAAAAGAGCCCACGGUGACAUAUGUGCACAGACCCUUUAAAAGUGUAAAGUUAAAGUUACCCUAAAGUUACAUGAUGUACCGUACAACGUGACACACACUGAACAUCCUGAAUACAUCACAGGACAGUGUGUGUAAUGGGAUUAGGGCUUGAGAGAGAGAAAAAAAAAACAAAUUAUAAAAGCUCAUUAUAAAAGUUUCAACCCAUUUAACCAUUCACAUACUUUAAUAAAUUGCCAUAUUACAUAUAACUGAUUCUAACCACAAUAUAUAAAGCAAAGUGAUGCAAUAGAGCUUAUACAAUUGUUGUUGUGACAUAUGUUGCAUCAGCAUUUUAACCUUACAAGUAUUUACAAAAGAAGUCAUGUGACUAUAAGAAAUAAAAAAACUUAAAUAUGCAUUAAUGUACAGAACUGAGUCUGGGCUCUUAAGGGUUAAUUCUUUCAGCUAAUUUAACCCACACCCAUUUUCAUUGACAGUAGAGACGGUUACUCUUUUUUUUUUUUUUUUUUCACCCUGUAAAACUGUGAAUGAGCAAGUUUUCCCAAUACCUUUGUCUAUACAGUGCAUCUGCCUUUCUCCUAAACCUAACUGAUGCACAACUGACAGUUUUAAGAUGAACGGUUCGGACAAGAAAUACUAAUAAUCGCUUACAGUGAGCCUUUCAGGUAGUCAGAUCAAACUCCUGAGGUGAAUUAUAACUUUCUGGACCUGGAUUUGCCACCACUCCUGUCUGAUAUAACAUAACUCUACACAGUUCACAGUUUUGUACAAGAAACCAGGCCAGGCUUUUGCUAAGGCUUACUGUUUACUCUUAUUUACAUUCAGAACAUUUCUAGUGUACUUUUUUUUUUUUUUUUUUUUUUUUUUAUAAAGCAUUGUGGAUCAUGUCAACUACACCGAAGCCUUCUCUCAAACAUUAUUACAUGUAUUACAGCUAACUUUCUAACAAGUGAGCGCACUGGACACUGUGUGGGGUCAACCCUACUGAUCCAUAGGUUUGUAUUAUGAGAAAAAGAAGAGUAUUCUGCAUAAGACUCAACAGCAUUAACAGUGGAUGAUCAGUCGCUAAUACAAGAAACCGGAACAGUAUCUGCCAUUCCUGUGCCAAACCAGUUAAGUUCACCUGCUGACUUUUAAAGCAGAACUGCCAGAAAGAGCCCUGAAGUAAAAUAAGGAAUGAACUGCCAGAUCAUGUGAUUGUUUUUAUGUUUUGAGCCAGUAAAAUCAGGGCCUUCCUGCCUUGAUGUCUUUUAUAGUGCCAUAAUGUGGACUAAUCAUAUGUUCAGAAAUGAUUUUUAUAGUCUCUCACCAGUUUUUUGUAUUUGUACAGUGGCUUGGUGAUAAUGGUAUGUUGGCAUACGUUGAUAUUGCAUUCAAUAAAAAAAAUGGCUUUAACCAAA
Molecule: messenger RNA, 3981 nt
Organism: Astyanax mexicanus (Mexican tetra)
Lineage: Eukaryota; Metazoa; Chordata; Actinopteri; Characiformes; Acestrorhamphidae
Gene: gnb4b
Product: guanine nucleotide binding protein (G protein), beta polypeptide 4b
Exons: 10
Coding region: 237-1259 (340 amino acids)
Biological process (GO): G protein-coupled receptor signaling pathway
Cellular component (GO): heterotrimeric G-protein complex; cytoplasm
Molecular function (GO): protein binding; signaling receptor complex adaptor activity
Source: RefSeq, a predicted model, not a curated record